This is a messenger RNA of Prosopis cineraria, 1063 nucleotides long. RefSeq names its product cytidine deaminase 1-like. Gene Ontology annotation, cellular component: cytosol. Gene Ontology annotation, molecular function: zinc ion binding; cytidine deaminase activity. Bases 103 to 981 code for a protein of 292 amino acids. The transcript has a single exon. The record is from RefSeq and is a predicted model, not a curated record. NCBI's taxonomy places the organism in Eukaryota, Viridiplantae, Streptophyta, Magnoliopsida, Fabales, Fabaceae.
GUAUAUAAACGUCUAUAUCGGAGAAGAUCGUCCUUCCAUCUGCACCUCGCUUCAUUUCUCUCAGGGCCCCUCUGUCCAAUCAAAACCAUCCACCGACCGCCAAUGGAUCCGCCCAGAUUCCUCAUCCAAGCAUCGGAGGCCGCAUCCAUGGCGGAGUCUGCCGCCAUCCCUCUCCCCCACUUCCUCCUCUCCCUCGUCUCCUCCUCUCAGUCCCUCGCUCGUCCCCCCAUUUCCAACUUCCCCGUCGCUGCCGUCGGUCUCGGCCCCUCCGGCCGCAUCUUCGUGGGCGUCAACCUCGAGUUCCCGGGUCUCCCCCUCCACCACUCCGUUCAUGCCGAGCAGUUCCUCCUUACCAACCUCUCCCUCAAUGCCGAGCCCCGUCUCGACUACUUCGUCGUUUCUGCUGCCCCUUGCGGCCAUUGCCGCCAAUUCCUCCAAGAAAUUCGCGAUGCCCCAAAUAUCAAACUCCUUAUCGCCUCCGAUGAAACCCGAGAUUUUACCCCUUUAACAAAAUUUCUCUCCCACAGAUUUGGACCCCAUGACCUUCUCCCCGAGGAAGUUCCUCUGCUCUUGGAACCGCGCCACAACGGGUUAUCCAUGUCGGAGGAAACCACCCACGACCUCGCGAACGGUUACAUCGCGAACGAGGAAUUGAAGGUUGCGGCGUUAGAAGCUGCAAACAAGUCCCACGCACCGUACAGUGGGUGUCCCUCAGGGGUGGCUCUGAUGGACGGCCGCGGCAAGAUAUACAAAGGGUCUUACAUGGAAUCGGCGGCUUUUAACCCAAGCAUGGGGCCCGUCCAGGCGGCUUUGGUGGCGUUCGUAGCUGGCGGAGGAGGUAAAUACGACGAAAUCGUGGCAGCGGUGCUUGUUGAGAAGGAGGGAGCGACGGUGAAACAGGAGGGAACGGGAAGGUUGCUGAUUGAGUCAAUCACGCCGAAGUGCCAAUUCAAGGCACUGCUUUGCCGGAACGCUGCUUAACACUCAACAGUCAACACUCACUGCAUUUUGUAUUAAUCCACCUUUUACUUGAUAAAAAAUAAUAUUAUUUAAUUGUUCUAUA